Molecule: messenger RNA, 393 nt
Organism: Leishmania braziliensis MHOM/BR/75/M2904
Lineage: Eukaryota; Euglenozoa; Kinetoplastea; Trypanosomatida; Trypanosomatidae
Product: putative ribosomal protein L3
Exons: 1
Biological process (GO): translation; ribosomal large subunit assembly
Cellular component (GO): cytosolic large ribosomal subunit; ribosome
Molecular function (GO): structural constituent of ribosome; RNA binding
Source: RefSeq, a predicted model, not a curated record
AUGUCUCACUGCAAGUUCGAGCACCCCCGCCACGGCCAUCUCGGCUUCCUUCCGCGCAAGCGCUCGCGCCAGAUCCGCGGCCGCGCGCGCGCGUUCCCGAAGGACGACGCGACACAGAAGCCCCACCUCACGAGCUUCAUGGUGUUCAAGGCCGGUAUGACGCACAUUGUGCGUGAUGUUGACCGCCCUGGAUCGAAGGUGAACAAGAAGGAGGUGGUGGAGCCGGUGACGAUCCUGGAGGCGCCGCCGAUGGUGGUGGUCGGCAUUGUGGGCUACCGCCAGACCCCGGUGGGCCUGAAGACGAUGGGCACCGUGUGGGCGCACCACACGAGCGUGGAGUUCCGUCGCCGCUACUACAAGAACUGGAAGCAGUCUGCGCAGCUUGCCUUCUCU